Molecule: messenger RNA, 1758 nt
Organism: Paralichthys olivaceus (Japanese flounder)
Lineage: Eukaryota; Metazoa; Chordata; Actinopteri; Pleuronectiformes; Paralichthyidae
Gene: crx
Product: cone-rod homeobox
Biological process (GO): regulation of transcription by RNA polymerase II; multicellular organism development
Cellular component (GO): nucleus
Molecular function (GO): DNA-binding transcription factor activity, RNA polymerase II-specific; RNA polymerase II cis-regulatory region sequence-specific DNA binding
Source: RefSeq, a predicted model, not a curated record
GCACGGGCACCCGGGGGCCACUUCACCUGUGUGAGGACGACUGUGCGAAGAAGAGAGGCACCUGCAACCUGGAGAAGGUCUGAAGCUCAGCGCGCUCCUCGGUGUCUGCUGGUGCUAAACUCACAGAAGCUGAACCCGCAGCUUUAAACAGAAAAGAAAAGAAAAAGUGUACUUUUCUCCUUUGCGCACUCGCUCCGGUGCGCACCGCUCCUCUGUGGCGCAGAGACUCGUUGGCACAGCUGAGCUCUGAGGGGCCCUCGGCUGCUGUGUUGCGUGUCCGACCUACAAGUCAGCGCCGGGACUUAAAAGCCUGCUGUAAGGAUGAUGUCCUACAUAAAGCAACCCCAUUACACCAUGAACGGGUUAAAUUUGCCUGGACCCGGAAUGGAUGUGCUCCACACAACCGUCGCUUAUCCAUCCACUCCCCGCAAGCAGCGCAGGGAGCGCACCACCUUUACUCGGACACAGCUGGACAUCCUGGAGGCGCUGUUCUCCAAGACCCGCUACCCAGACAUCUUCAUGAGGGAGGAGGUGGCCCUCAAGAUCAACCUGCCGGAGUCACGUGUGCAGGUUUGGUUUAAAAACCGCCGGGCCAAGUGCCGCCAGCAGCAGCAGCAGAGCAGUGGCCAGUCCAAGCCGCGCCCUCCCAAGAAGAAGGCCUCUCCAGUGCAGGAGCCCAACGCCCCUGAUCCUGUCCCCAACCCGUCUAGCUCCUACAGCCCCUCCUCUGUCCAGUCAGGGCCCAGCCUGGCACCGAGCUCCAGCACUGGAAACACAGCUGUGUCCAUCUGGAGCCCGGCCAUGUCACCCCUGCCUGACCCCCUGGCUUCUUCCUCAGCCCAGUGCAUGCAGCGGCCCUCACCUUACCCCAUGAGCUAUGGCCAGCCAUCGGCUUACACCCAAGGCUACGCCAGCACCACCUCCUACUUCACUGGCUUGGACUGCAGUGCCUACCUGUCCCCCAUGCACUCGCAGCUGUCGGGCACAGGGGGCGCUCUCAGCCCCAUCACCGUGCCCUCAAUGGGGGGCUCUUUAAGUCAGUCCCCGGCCUCCCUGUCCUCACAGGGCUACAGCACAGCCUCCUCCCUGGGCUUCACCUCUGUUGACUGCCUGGACUACAAGGACCAGCAGGCCUGGAAACUGGGCUUCACCACAAUGGACUGUCUGGACCACAAAGACCAAAACUCCUGGAAGUUCCAGGUGCUCUAGGAAGCGAGAGAGAACUUGUUAAAGUGUGUCAAACAUGUGUCAAACAUGUCAUGUGUGUCAGUGAGUUCUGUGUGAGAUAGUUUGAGGCAUGUUCUGCCCGAGGACUUGUUAUCCUUGAUUCUCAGUUUCUUGUUUGUAAGAUUUUGUUUGAUUUUCUAAAGUUGAUCUCUGUAGAGAUGCAUUUCACGACGAGAGGACAGUAACUGUCACGUACGCAGCCCGACUGCAAUCCAUGUCUGGUCUCCUCUUCAUGUUCCGUUCACCAAGGCAACAAAAGCCUCGAAAAGCGUUUUCAGGAGAAGACGAGCGGAGGCACUGAUCCAUCUCUCCCCGUGUGACGUGACUGUUCGACAUGAACUCUACACUUUGUUUGAAACCUACAUUAUCAUAUAGUGAAAGAUACUUUAACGUGAAGGGGCUCCCGAGUCCUUUAGGUCACUUCCUCUUUCAGGGUUAAUUUAUUUGAAGCUAUUUAUUAUUAUGUUAUCCUAUACCAUACAUAUGUAACUGGUUGCUUUUAGAUCGUUUUGAAUUUUCGUGUUGCGUGUU